This is a messenger RNA of Astyanax mexicanus (Mexican tetra), 2023 nucleotides long. RefSeq names its product fibroblast growth factor 3 (gene fgf3). Gene Ontology annotation, cellular component: cytoplasm. NCBI's taxonomy places the organism in Eukaryota, Metazoa, Chordata, Actinopteri, Characiformes, Acestrorhamphidae. The coding region runs from base 266 to 1036 and encodes 256 amino acids. The record is from RefSeq and is a predicted model, not a curated record. The transcript has 3 exons. Gene Ontology annotation, molecular function: fibroblast growth factor receptor binding; growth factor activity. Gene Ontology annotation, biological process: fibroblast growth factor receptor signaling pathway; positive regulation of gene expression; cell differentiation.
UCUCUCUUUUCAGUCCUGCCCUCUCUCUCCGGCGGGGCAGAUCCACUCCGCCUGCAGAGCAGAGAGGAGUGUGUGUUCAGAGCAGAGUGUGUGUGAGGGUGUGUGCGAGCGCGCGCGGAGCAGCAGCAGCAGCAGCAGCAGUGGAGAGCAGGACUACAGCAGUGUUUUCUGCCCUCAUGCGCGCUCGUGAAUGGCGCGAGCGCACCGGGGCGCACCGUGCAGCUGAGCUCGUGGUGGGAGCGGGAGGCGCGCGUGCCAUGCCACGAUGGUGCUGAUCGAGCUGCUGUUGUUGCUUAGCGUGCUGGGGCACGCGGAGCCGCGCAGGCGGCGGGACGCGGCGGCGCGCGGAGGGGUCUACGAGCACCUGGGGGGAGCGCCGCGCCGCAGGAAACUCUACUGCGCCACCAAGUACCACCUUCAAAUCCACCCCAGCGGCAAGAUCGACGGCUCGCUGGAGGAGGACAACCCGCUGAGUAUACUGGAAAUCACAGCGGUGGACGUCGGAGUGGUAGCAAUCAAGGGCCUGUUCUCUGGGAGAUAUUUAGCCAUGAAUGAGAAAGGUCGCCUUUACGCCUCGGAGGUCUACAAUAAAGAGUGCGAGUUUGUGGAGAGGAUUCACGAGUUAGGCUACAACACGUACGCCUCACGACACCACUCCACCACCCAGCCACCCGUAACCGGGGGCAACAAGCGACGAGCCCAGGCCAAGAAGCCGUGGUUCGUCUCCAUCAACGGCAAGGGUCGGCCCAGGAGGGGCUUUAAGACACGGGGCACGGACAAGGCCUCCCUCUUCCUGCCCCGCGUUCUGGGCAACAAGGACCAUGAGAUGGUGCUCAGCCUCCUUGAAGGCCAGCAGCAUGGGACAGGCCACCGGAGGGUUCGCGUGGGACGGGCCGACCGCAGGAAGAGGAGGCACAAAGGUACCAAGGGCCACGGGAGCCGUGGAGGCCAAAAGGGCCACAAGGGCCACAGGGGCAAGGGUGAUCAUGAAGCCCAUGAAGGCCAGGAGGGCCAUGGGGUGAAAGAUGACACUUAAGGACCAAAAAAAGGCUCAAGUGGCCACCAAAGACCAAAAAACUGAGACCUCUGUUGGGUGGACGCCUUGGAGGAGGACUAGCUCUGACUCGGACUGAUUUUUAGAUGUAAAAAUUGUAUUUUUAUCACAUUCAGACGAGCAUUUCUUUUUUUGUUGGUUUUCUUAAUACUGAAGUCUUGCAUUUGACAUGUAAAGACAGUCCAAAUUACAUUUGCGUGACCAAAAAAAAACUUUUAAACUUUCAACAAAAAAACAAAAAACACUGCUGGAUGUGUUUCAGACAAUUCUAGUUAGUAGUAAACAGUCCAUCUUUCCACCUUUAAUCAAAUAAUAUUUUUUGUUUAAGAUUUUGAUUAAAAAGAAAAGAUUAGACGAUUUGGAUACGAGUGCUUGACAAUGCCGAAGAUGUGUUAUAUCAUUGGACUACAAGACUUUUUAUAGCUGAACGGCGUCCAGAGAAGCACUUUUGUUCAGAUUAACCAGUAGCAGAGGAGAGUCCAACAUAAAGCAGAUGGAUCGUUUUGUUCGUUUCUUUUUUUUUUUUUUUAAGAAAACCUACAUGUGAUAGUCUACUGUCCUUAAACUGCAAUGAGAAGUACUUUGUAUAUUACUAAUGUUAUGCAUAUUUAUUUUGUCCAUGUGUUGUUUAAGUUAUUGAUGACAUAGUUUCUACCAUUUCAAAGCGUCAAAGAUUAUGACUCUAUGAUUAAGGAUCGCUGUCAGUGCCAUUGUAUACAGUAUAUAGUAUAAAGUCAUCAAGGGGAGGCUCGGAUUCUCGGAUCCAGAUCCAGACAUACGUUGCAGUUGCCUAGACAUUAAUAGACAGAUCCUUACUGUGUGUAAAAUUAGUUGUGAAAGGUACUUUUUUUAUAUAAAUAAAUAUAUAUUGAACACUGUAAUAAGUGACAGUAAUGCUAAAGCUGUGUUAAUCAACACUGAACUUUUAACAUGUGGAGGAAUGUCACCAAUAAAUUAUAUGGAAAUAUA